Amborella trichopoda is the source of this 1595-nucleotide messenger RNA. Its product is annotated as leucine-rich repeat protein 1. NCBI's taxonomy places the organism in Eukaryota, Viridiplantae, Streptophyta, Magnoliopsida, Amborellales, Amborellaceae. The record is from RefSeq and is a predicted model, not a curated record.
UUGAAUUAGGGUUUUCUGGACAUUAUCAGUAAAUUAACUCCUUUCAAAUGACACAAAUUCUUUGAUGAGAGAGGAGAGAGAAGACCAAAGAAAUUCCUGAAAUCAUUUCUCUCAUCCGAAAAGGCUGCUGUUCCCAAAGCCGAUCUCCUCCCAUUACACAAGAAAAUUAUCCUCUGCGACGAAACCCUAAUUUUCGGUUUCCAAUCCAAGUCUCUUUGAAAUUCUAGGGUUUUCUUCACUUCUGAUCCAUUUACUCUUUAAUCUAGGGUUGGCUGAGAAUCAUUUUACGUUUUGACCUUGUUUUCACUGUCAUAUCUUUAAUUCUGGGGUCUUUCUGGUUUUUGUUAUUUUGUGGACAUUCCUGAACGUCUAGGGUACGUUUUGACCAAGGGUUUUAUUAUCUAAAAUUAGGGUUUUAUUGGUAUAUCUGUGGAAAGUCUUAGGGUUUGCACUGUGUCAGUGUUUGGCUGCUGCUUCUUUUAAAAGUUAGAGAUUAGUCUCGAUCUAGGGUUUUGUUGUUUCGUUGGAGGUAGUAGGGUUGCUCAUCGCUGUUCUGGUACUUUUAUGGUUUGUGAUCCCUUCACAAGUGGGGCUUUUCUCUGAGGCUUCUAUCGCUUUUCUUAAAGCCUAGGAUUUAACUUGAUCUACAGCCUGUGCCAUGGAUUUUACUGGCUUGGUUUUCGGGUUGCUUGUUCUGGUUCCUAUGGUUUACUCGAAUACUGAAGGUGAUGCGUUGUAUACGCUGAGGAGGAGCUUAUCAGACCCGGAUAACGUGUUGCAGAGCUGGGAUCCAACCCUAGUUAAUCCUUGCACUUGGUUUCACAUCACCUGUAACCAGGACAAUCGUGUUACCAGAGUGGACUUGGGAAAUUCUAACUUAUCCGGUCGUUUGGUAUCUGAACUUGGAAAGCUCGAGCAUCUGCAGUAUCUGGAGCUUUACAAAAAUAAUAUUCAGGGGACAAUUCCAGCCGAGUUUGGUAAGUUGAAGAACCUCAUCAGCUUAGACUUGUACAACAACAACAUCUCAGGGGUCAUUCCUCCUUCACUUGGAAACUUAAAGUCCCUUGUCUUCCUACGGCUCAAUGAUAACCAGUUAACUGGGAGAAUCCCCAGAGAGCUUGCUGGAAUCCCUAGCCUCAAAGUUGUAGAUGUAUCGACUAACAAUUUAUGCGGAACCAUUCCCACUACUGGGCCAUUUGAGCAUAUUCCUUUGAGCAACUUCGAGAACAACGCACGCCUCGAGGGCCCGGAGUUGCAGGGACUUGCUGUGUAUGAUACCAACUGCUGAAACUACCACUUUAAUUGAUGGGGGGGGGGGAUCUAAACCCCAAAUGGUGUGGUUAGUUUGGGCCUUUCCUUGAUUACAAGUGUAGCUUUUAUGUAUGUAUCUCUCUCUCACGUGGAUCUUUCCUUGGUAACUGUUUGUAGCAACAGUUAUAUGAUUGUGUAUGUAGAUAUAAUAGGGUUGCGGACUAAAGCCCCAUUUUGACAUCUUGGAGCAAUAUUCCAACUUAUAUCUUUAGUUUUCGUUAUGGUCAAUCGUGAUAAAAGGUGAAAAGAAUUACUCACCAUUGGAAGUAAACAUGUGAGCAAUA